AAUGGUUUGUAAUAUAAAAGGCGUUCGUACGAAGAGUGUUAAAUUGACGACAUACGACAAAACAUGUUAACUUUACCACUACAAAGUAUUUUUGAAUUACUCAUUUAAUAGUUUGUGAAUGGGUUUGUGAAACUGCGUGUGAAACCAAAGAUCGUUAUCAAUGUGAGAAAAUCUAAACUGUUUGUUACAUACAGUGAACAAUGUUACGAUACUUUCUAGUUUUAAUUUACUGGGCACAAGUUAUCCAAAUAUCAGAUGAACUUAUAUUUAAAGAUAUCAAUACAGACUUGUUACGCCCUGUUUUUGUUGGAGAGACAGUUGAGAUCAAUUGUGUAACUGAUAGUUCCACUAUAAGUUUAAAGUUAAUAAAAAAAGAUAGGAAUAGUGGUUCAGAGCAAAUUUUACAGCCUGAUAAUUCAACUCUGAAAUUGGUAAAUCAAAAGUUCAAUUUGUUAAUAUCAGGAAAAGAAAAUGAUGGUGAAUAUGUUUGUUUGGCAGAAGAAACUGGUCAAAAAAUUGAAAAAAGUGUUACAGUCUUUGUUGUUGGAACAGUUUCUGACAAAAUUACUGAACCAACUAUAACGAAUCCUUUCAUUCAAGUUGAUGAAGGAGGCAUUCUUGAAAUCAAAUGCAGCACUACUGCAAGUUUUGCAAAGUUAUCAUGGUUAAAAAAUACAGAUAAAGUAGCUGACAACAAUGUACUUAAAAUUAAACCUUAUUUCAGAGAUGGUAAAAUAGUUACUGAAAGUGUACUAGUUAUUAAUAAUGUUAAUUUGAAUGAUCAAGGCACAUACACUUGUCUCUCUUCUUCCCGUUUUGAUAGAACAAAAACAGCUAAUACUGGAGCAAAGGUUAUUGUGAACGUUCGUAAUCUGUAUUGGUUGGAAAAUAAAUCUGAUUUAAAGAAUGCCAUUGUCGCUUCACUUGGUUCUGAUGCUAUUAUUUCAUGUUUAAUGUCUCAUCCGGCUAAAAAAGUGAAGUUCUUUAAAUACAUAAAAGAAGGGUUGUUAAAGGAAAUUCAAAUUACUGAUUCAAAGUAUAGACUGAUUAAUAAUCAGGAGCUUGCUAUUCAAAAAGUUUCAUCAGAUGAUUUUGGGAUUUAUGUAUGUCAAUCUGAAAAUAUUGAGAAUAAAAAUCUUCAACUGUUGAUUGAUUCAUCUGAUCCAGAUUCAUUUUAUCUUGUUGUAUCACCUCAAAAUAAGUUAAAUUUAAGCUAUUAUGACAGCAAAAAUGUUACCUGCAAGACCUACGGAGAUAAUGCUAAAUUAGAAUGGUUGGUAGAAAGAGAAUCAAAUGGUCUAUUAAAGUUGAUUCCUGUGGCUUUUGAAAAAGUUGCCAUGCAAUCUAGUCAAACUGAACAAGGCAAUACUGAAAAGAUUUGGACUUUGAUGUUAACUCGGGUAACUAAAGAUGAUGCUGGUAAUUAUGUUUGCAAAGGCUCAAUUGAUAAGCGCGUUGGUUUUAAAGAUUUGAAGGUUUUUGUAAAUGGUCCUGUAAUACCACAAAUAAAGGAAUUCAAAUCAGUAAUGGCUCGUGUUUCAACUAAAGUGUCACUAACAUGCAAAGUUAAUGGUAUACCAAGUCCCUCAGUAGAGUUUUAUAAAGAUGAUAAUAAAAUUAUAACUGGAGGUCAAUAUACUAUUAUGUCCAAAAAGUUAGUAAUAAAUAAAGUGCGUUAUCCUGAAGAUGAUGGAAUCUAUAAAUGCGUUAUUAAAAACAUGUUUGGUAAAGCAGUUGCUGAUGCCACUUUAAGUGUAAUAGUUCUACCCACAAUUGACAAAUCAGAAAAAUAUGUUCUCGUUCCGCAUGCAAAAGAUUUAAAAGUCGGCUGUGUUAUUAUAAGCUACAAUCCAAAACCAAACAUAACCUGGGAGUAUCAGCCAUGGUCUUGUCCUAUAAAUAAUACUGAUUGUGAUCCUGUUGCUGCUAACUGGAAGGUUGGUGAAGAAGCUGAUGUGAUUUUAGAAGACAAAAAUUCAACACUAAAAUCUUAUUUCCAAGUUCCUGAAUCUGAUGUUCGCAAGUUUUUUAUAAGAUGCAUUGCACAAAAUCAGUAUGGUAAAGACGUUCAUCAAGUUGUUGGUAUAGUUGAUCAGCGUGAUGCCUCGAGUUACUUAAAAAUAGAACCCAAAAGUAUUUCUGUAGACGAAGAUAGUUUAUUGAAUUUAACUUGUACAGGACAGGCCGGCCUAUUUUUAGCUUUACUUUGGCAAAAAAAUGGACUUAAUAUAUCAUCUUCUGAUGAUUUAACAGUAAUAGAAACAGGCUCUUUUUUUGAAACAAAAGUUUCAGUAUUGACAGUUAAAAAUUCAAAACCAAUAGAUUCUGGAAAAUAUUUUUGUAUUGGGAUACCAGCUAGAGAAGGAAAAAAUGUUGUACUUACAUCACAAGUCACAGUCAGAAGUAUUUUUAAGCCAGAUAUAAAGUUAAUGGAAAGUGUAUCUAUUUUUGAUGGAACAACAGCAUUUUUAUCAUGCAUUGUGAAGUCCCAUCCUGCGCCAGAAGUGCAAUGGUAUAAAAGCGGAAGUAUUAUCAGUGAUAUAUCUAAAUUAAGUUAUGUAAAGGAUUGCAAAAAUAGUAGAAAAGGAGGUUAUUAUACAAUAGUUAGCAAUAUGAAAGAUGGUUUAUACAAUUAUACUCUUAUGAUUUGCAACUCAGACUGGAAAGUAAACAAUGGUCAUUACAAAUGUGAGGUCAAAAACAAGCUAGGAGUAGAUUCUCAAACUGCUGAAAUUAAAGUUUUCAGCACUCCACAAAUGAAUCAUAGUCAAGUGAGUGAUUAUGCGCUGCUCAACCAAGAGUUUGUAAGAAAUUGUACAGCUAUAGGUAAUCCGAUGCCAUAUGUUUGGUGGGAAAAAGAAAUUGGCAAUCGUUUCAAUAUUGUUACUUUGAACUCUUCAUCUGGAAUAAGUUUUUUAAACUUUUCGGUCUUAAAGAGCCACCACUAUGGGAGUUAUAGAUGUGUUGCCCAAAAUGAUUACGGUGUUACUUAUGAUAGCAUAUCAAUAAAAAAACCAAUUGUAGUGAGUGCGGCUUAUCAAGAUAAUAAGAAAAGUCAUCAUAUUUACUUAAUUGGUGUUCUUGUGGCUAGUAUAUUAUUAUUUGUCAUACUCAUUGUAAUUGCUGUAGUGUUGAUUAAGCGUAAACGGCUUUACGGUGGAUUUUAUUUGCUUUCUGCACCCCCUGCACCUGAUUAUUUUAAAAAGCUUGAUCCAACAAAAUCGAUUGCUGAACAAAUUCACAAACUUCCAUAUUUUCCAGAGUGGGAGUUUCCAAGAAAUAAAAUAACAUUGAAAACAUGUGUUGGUUCUGGAGCUUUUGGUGAAGUCUACAUAGCUGAUGCUUAUGGCAUUGAUGAUUUUGAUCCUCGCUAUAAAAUAAGUAUGAAACACAAAGCUUUUAUCAGAAGGCUGUCAUUAAGAAAAUCUUUACUUGUUAGAAAUGACAGCUUAAACUCAAGUAAAUUGUCGAAAUCCGGAAAAAAUAAAGUUGCUAAACCCGUUGCUGUAAAGCGAUUAAAAGAAAAUGCAACACAGGUUGAAUACAAAGACCUGAUAUCAGAAAUGAAAAUAUUAAUCCAUAUUGGACAACAAGAAAACAUUGUGAAUCUUCUUGGUGCUUGUACUAAAGGAGUGGAGAAAGAUACAUUUAUUUUGUUGGAAUACUGUCCUCAUGGAAAUUUACUGUCCUAUAUGAAAAAUAGGCGACAAGAAUUCAAGCCAAUCUGGAGCAAGCAGUUUAUUGGAAUGGAGCAAGAGUUUACAACAUUUGAUUUAGCUGUUAUAUGCUAUCAAGUUGCAAAAGGGCUUGAAUUUUUAGCAUCAAGAAAAUGUGUUCAUCGUGAUGUCGCAGCAAGAAAUGUUUUGGUGGGAGAAAAUUUUACAAUGAAAGUUGCAGAUUUUGGACUUGCCAGAGAUGUUCAUCAGGAUGAAAGAUAUGUUAAAGUCUCAGGGGGUUUGCUUCCAAUAAAAUGGAUGGCUGUUGAAUCUAUAUUAGAGCGAGUUUUUACUCACAUGUCUGAUGUUUGGUCUUAUGGUGUACUUAUGUGGGAAGUUAUGACACUAGGUGGUUCUCCAUAUCCUGGUCUUCCAACUAAAGACUUGACUGAAUAUCUUAUUGCAGGACACCGUAUGGCACAACCCCAAUUUUGUCCAAAUGAAAUUUAUGUCUUAAUGAGAGAGUGUUGGAAUGAAGAUUGGACAUUACGUCCUGCUUUUACUGAUAUUGUAACACGUGUAGCUAAUAUUAUAGAAGAACAUUGUCGCCCAACAGAUGUAUCAUUUUAUUUGGAUAAGAGUCAUAUCAAAGGAUCACUACCCGUGGAUUGCAACAAUGUACAGUCUGUUAAUGGACAGCCAUCAGGCUCUUACAAUUUUUCUCCUCCUCCUUCAUAUCUUCAAUCUUUCGGAGACCCUCGUAUUCAUUCUGAAAAAGACACUGACGAUGAAGUUUUUUUGCGUAGUCCAAGUGAACGCUAUGUUUCUCAAAAAAAACCUAGUAUCACAGUUGGUGACGGAUAUGAGAAAGCUGUGGACAAAACAAAAGCUGAUUCUGCUAAAGUUUUUAUUGAUUUACCAACAGUUGAUGAUGACGCCGACGGCUGUGAAAGCACAGAACUCACUCCUUUGUAUCAAAAUUCGAACAAUCCGCCUCCUCAAGUUCCCACUAAAUCUUCUCUUCAAAUUCCGGGCGAAAAUCUAAGUUUUCUACGUAGAUCUCCUACUCCUAUUGAAGAUUUGUGCAGUUUUCUUGACACUGAAUAUGCCAAUGUUGGUGCUACUACUAUGUACGCAAACUUGAAUUAAAUUCUCAUUUGAAUAUUUAAUUACAAAAGGGUGUCCUUGUACGUCCGACUAUCAUGAAAUGCAUCACAUAAACUGUAAUAAACAUGUAUAAAUAAAAACUUUUAAAUUAGAAGAGUGUUGUAAAGACUCGUGUAUUAUAUAUAUCAAAGAAUUUUAUAAACAUAUAAUAUAAAUUAAAUGUAACAUAUAAAGGAAAUGAGAAAUUGUAACUUAUAUCAAAUGUUUAAAGAAGUCUUAUUAAAUUAUAAA
Messenger RNA from Hydra vulgaris (swiftwater hydra), 5054 nucleotides. Its product is annotated as vascular endothelial growth factor receptor kdr-like. Gene Ontology annotation, molecular function: transmembrane receptor protein tyrosine kinase activity; ATP binding. NCBI's taxonomy places the organism in Eukaryota, Metazoa, Cnidaria, Hydrozoa, Anthoathecata, Hydridae. Gene Ontology annotation, cellular component: signaling receptor complex; plasma membrane. The record is from RefSeq and is a predicted model, not a curated record. Gene Ontology annotation, biological process: multicellular organism development; protein phosphorylation; cell surface receptor protein tyrosine kinase signaling pathway.